Messenger RNA from Angiostrongylus costaricensis, 804 nucleotides. NCBI's taxonomy places the organism in Eukaryota, Metazoa, Nematoda, Chromadorea, Rhabditida, Metastrongylidae. The record is from the annotation of a GenBank genome assembly.
AUGGUGUAUAAUGACGUAAUACCCUGUCAUUGGAAAAGUAAUAGGCAAUUAAUAAAUGAGCUUUGGCUUACUUUCAUUGGCGCUAUAAUUUCUUCGAUAUCACUUUCAUUUAGUUUUCUCUUUUUAAGAGUGUCAGUCUUGAGUGGUGAUUGCUAUGUUAGUGGAUCCGUAUUUUUCGAAUUAGAGUUGCAUACACUUCCACAAUGUCCGUCGUUCGCCAACUUACGAUUAGAUUUAUCCGAGAUAACACGCAGGGCGGAAGCCUCAGUAAUCUACCGUAUGUUUUCGUAUUUCAGUGAGAGCUACAAAACGAUAUGGAUGUUUUGGUGUCGUAAUGUCCUCAACGUAUUCCUUCCAUUCUCACUGUUAUUACUCCUAAACACGGCAACCAUUUCCAAUCUAAACAAACACCCAGGAGAUUUUCUUAUCCAGGUAAGUGUUGAAAUUCUUCAAAAUGAAGGAGAAGGAGAAAUCUUAUUCCUACUCAUUAUCUCCUUUAAGUGGUUUCAACUUCCUUUGCGGAUUGUCGGUUCUGGUCCAGACACAUCUGCGAGGUUCAAGAAGAAAGACGCUACUAGAACCUUGGCAGCACUUGUGACAGUUUAUCUUCUCACGAAUACUCUUAAUCUUAUUCUCACCAUUAUGGAAUUUAUUAACCCCGAGCUUUUGAGAGAACCCUGGUUGUACACAGGAUGUGGAACUGUCUCUCAAAUGAGAGUUUUCGGAUCGUGCACACGACGGUUGCCGUACUAUUCAGAAAUUCGGGCUUGCCUUGUCGAAUUCCAUCUAAUUCCACCUAGGUAG